GUUGUGAGCCAUGCCUUUGGUGAAAAGGAACAUCGAGCCGCGGCACCUGUGCCGAGGGGCCCUGCCCGAGGGAAUCACCAGCGAGCUGGAAUGUGUGACCAACAGCACCCUGGCUGCCAUCAUACGCCAACUCAGCAGCCUCAGCAAACAUGCCGAAGACAUAUUUGGUGAGUUGUUUAAUGAGGCCAACAGCUUUUACAUCAGAGCAAAUUCUCUUCAAGACAGAAUUGAUCGCCUUGCUGUCAAAGUUACCCAGCUGGAUUCAACAGUAGAAGAGGUAUCGUUGCAAGAUAUCAACAUGAAAAAAGCAUUUAAGAGUUCUACAAUUCAAGAUCAGCAGGUGGUUUCAAAGAACAGUAUUCCUAAUCCAGUGGCUGAUAUUUAUAAUCAGAGUGACAAACCACCUCCUCUGAAUAUUCUUUCACCUUAUAGGGAUGAUAAGAAAGAUGGAUUGAAGUUCUAUACUGAUCCCUCCUAUUUUUUUGAUCUUUGGAAAGAAAAAAUGUUACAAGAUACUGAAGAUAAGCGAAAAGAGAAGAGGAGGCAGAAGGAGCAAAAACGUAUAGAUGGCACCACUCGUGAGGUGAAAAAGGUUAGAAAAGCCAGGAACAGACGCCAGGAGUGGAAUAUGAUGGCAUAUGACAAAGAGCUUAGACCUGACAACAGGUUGUCUCAGAGUGUGUACCACGGAGCAUCUUCCGAGGGAUCCCUGUCCCCAGAUACUAGGUCCCAUGCAUCUGAUGUUACAGAUUAUUCGUAUCCUGCCACUCCGAAUCAUUCCCUCCAUCAGCAGAUGGCCCUGCCUUCCUAUGGAGCAGGAGAUGGUCCUCAGUACGUGGCAGCAGCGCAGAGCCAUGAGCACGAGUACAGAGCAGCCUCCAGCACGGCGCGACACGCGACCCUGAACAGACCUCAGCAGCCACCUCCACCUCCACCGCAGCCUCCCGACGCGCAGCACGGCCCGGUGCCCGUGGUGCCAGCAGAAUAUGGGAUGCUUCCAGCUCAGAUGGUGGAUUAUUACAGUCCUGCAGGUCCUCCUCCUCCUCCUCCUCCCCCGAUGAUUCCCUCGGCACAAACUGCUUUCGUUAGUCCCCUCCAGCUCCCCGGGCCACCUUCCCACCCUGGACUGGUGCCUGGCUCCACAUACACCGCUCCUCAUCCUCCUCCUCCUGGCGGGCUUGUUGUCACAGCUCCUCCUCCCCCGGGCCCUCCUCCUCCUCCUCCAGGCCCCCCUGCUGCAGCUUCAUCCCUCUCUUCCUCCCCACUGCACGUUGGUGCCGAGGGGAAGCGACACGAGCCCGCGCAGCCGCCGAUCAGCGACGCACGGAGCGAUCUCCUUGCUGCCAUUCGUAUGGGAAUUCAGCUCAAAAAGGUGCAGGAGCAACGCGAGCAAGAAGCGAAGCGCGAACCCGUAGGAAACGACGUGGCCACCAUCCUGUCGCGGCGCAUCGCCGUGGAGUACAGCGAUUCCGACGACGACUCCGAGUUCGAUGAGAACGACUGGUCAGACUGA
Molecule: messenger RNA, 1513 nt
Organism: Tinamus guttatus (white-throated tinamou)
Lineage: Eukaryota; Metazoa; Chordata; Aves; Tinamiformes; Tinamidae
Gene: WASF3
Product: WASP family member 3
Biological process (GO): positive regulation of Arp2/3 complex-mediated actin nucleation; actin cytoskeleton organization
Cellular component (GO): SCAR complex; cytoskeleton
Molecular function (GO): protein kinase A regulatory subunit binding; actin binding; Arp2/3 complex binding
Source: RefSeq, a predicted model, not a curated record